Trematomus bernacchii (emerald rockcod) is the source of this 3806-nucleotide messenger RNA. It is a transcript of the gene lingo1b, whose product is annotated as leucine rich repeat and Ig domain containing 1b. The record is from RefSeq and is a predicted model, not a curated record. The coding region runs from base 234 to 2105 and encodes 623 amino acids. Gene Ontology annotation, molecular function: protein binding. Lineage: Eukaryota; Metazoa; Chordata; Actinopteri; Perciformes; Nototheniidae. The transcript has 2 exons.
CGCCUGUGUGUUUACAUGUCAGCCUAUCAGUGCUGCCGGAUUUAGCGCAUCUGGAGAGGAACGAGGCUUCUCUCAAAUGCCCCUCAGACAAGGGGGAUUCUCAGCGCUGCAUAUAUCCCUCUUCCCCCGUCUGAAUCCAGCCUGUCGUGAAUCCUGCAUCCCUGUCUCCAUGCUUUCGGAGGCAUUUUGAAUUUCCUUGGCAACAUGGAGCUGCCUGAAUUAGAAUUCUCUGCAUGACAGUCCUGGUACGCAAUAGGAUGGUGUUUGGCGAGGCAGGAGGGCACAGCUACUUGGUGGCAUGCUGGCAGCCCAUCCUGAUCCUCAUGCUGGGCACCGUCCUCUCUGGCUCCACCACCGGUUGCCCCUCCCGAUGUGACUGCAACGGUCAGGAGCGUUCAGUCGCGUGCAAUCGACGGAGACUGGCAACUCUUCCUGAGGGCAUCCCCACAGAGACUAGGCUGCUAGACCUUAGCAAGAACCGUCUGAAAACACUGGGGCCCGAGGAGUUCAUUAAUUACCCUCAACUGGAGGAGCUGCAACUCAACGAAAACAUUAUUUCGUCCAUUGAACCAGGGGCUUUUGGCAAUCUCAAUAACCUUCGAACUCUAGGUUUGCGUAACAACCAGCUAAAGCUCAUUCAGCUGGGGGUGUUCACAGGCCUGACCAACCUCACCCAGCUCGAUAUAAGUGAAAACAAAAUUGUCAUUCUGCUCGACUACAUGUUCCAGGAGCUCUACAACCUGAGGGCUCUGGAGGUAGGCGACAAUGACCUGGUAUUCAUCUCACCCCGAUCAUUUCAUGGCCUAAGCAACCUUGAAAGCCUCAACAUUGAGGGACGCAAUCUGGCCUCAGUGCCCACUGAUGCCCUGAGCCAUCUGCAUAACAUCUUGUCACUUCAAUUACGCUAUCUCAACGUCACUGUCAUGAGGGAUUACUCCUUUAAAAGGCUCUAUCGACUCAGAGUGCUGGAGAUUUCUCAAAUGCCUGCCUUGGAUACCAUGAGCGCAAAAUGCUUGUAUGGACUCAACCUCACAUCAUUGUCCAUCACAAACUGUAAUCUUACGGUCAUCCCCUACCAAGCCAUCAGUCACCUAAGGCAUAUCCGGUUUUUGAAUCUGUCUUUCAAUCCCAUUCAUACCGUGGAGGGAAACAAACUGUUCAAUCUGCAGAAGCUCCAAGCUUUUCAUUUGGCCGGUGGAAGAUUAGCUGCCAUUGAACCCUACUCAUUCCGAGGGCUCAACCACCUCCGUGUACUCAAUGUGUCCAGCAACAGCCUGAACACCCUAGAGGAGUCUGUGUUCCACUCAGUGGGAAACCUGGAGACUCUGGCUUUGUAUGACAACCCGUUGGCCUGUGACUGUCGCCUGCUCUGGGUCUUUCGCCGGCGGUGGAGGCUCAACUUUAACAGACAACAGCCCGUGUGUGCAUCACCUGACCUUGUUCAAGGGAAAGAGUUCAAAGAUUUCCCAGACAUUCUCCCAUCCGACUAUUUCAUCUGCCAGAAAUCAAAGAUAAUGGAUUAUAAGGUUCAAGAAAGCCAUGUAGAUGAAGGAACUACGGUUCAUUUCGCUUGCAAAGCUGAGGGAAAUCCAGGCCCUGUGAUAAUGUGGCUGUCCCCUAAGAAGAAUUACAUCACUACCAAAUCUGCGGUGUCAAGACUUUCUGUGUCUAAUGAGGGCACACUGGAGGUGCGAUACGCCCAAAUCCAAGACAACGGCACCUACUUGUGCAUUGCAAGCAAUGCAGCAGGCAAUGACACCAAAGCUGCUCACCUUUUUGUGCAUAGCUACUCCCCCAAUUGGCCCCAACAGUCAAAUAAGUCAUUUGCCUUCAUUUCCAACCAGCCCAGCGAUGAAGGAGCUAAUGUGACCCGGGCCACCAUUCCAUUUCCGUUUGACGUUAAGACACUUAUAAUUGCAACCACCAUGGGAUUUAUCUCUUUCCUUGGAGUUGUUCUCUUCUGUCUUGUAAUAUUAUUCCUCUGGAGUCGCGGGAAAAACAAUAUCAAGUCGAGUAUAGAGGUUGAAUAUGUGCCACGUAAAGAGGAACCAGAGGAGGCCAGUCCAACUGAGGAACCCAUACAAUUCAACAUGAAGAUCAUGUGAAACUCAAAUGGAGAAGCUUACAAACAGCAGUCGGGAUUCAUGCCACCUUUGCUUCAAAUAUGUACUCCGUUAGUGAGCAAUAUAAAUUGCACAGCAGCAAACGCAUCUUGACAAAAGACCCUUGAAUCUUUCUUUUUUUUUUACUUCAGGGACUGAAACUUUAAAAGCAAAUGUUGAACUUCAAAUAUUCAAAUUUCUGUAUAUAUGUAUUGGCAAAACUGUAUCAGUAUGUUAACAUGCACUCAACAACAUGUGUCGAACAAAAUGAUGGAAAUAGUUGGAAAAAGCACAUGGAUCACAGUAGAUGGGUUUCCAAAAAAUGAUAUGUGGGUUUGUGUCUGGAAGGAUGUGGACAUUAGUCUCCAGAUACAAUCUAAUUAUGAGCACACAAUAAGAGAAAGAUAUUUUUGUUAUGAUGUUGUUGCCAUGUUUCGCUAUUAUAAUGUACAAAGCACAAUAACCGAUUAUGAGAACCUAAGUUCAGUUACUAAUUAAAAAUGUGAAAGGAAUUUUUGCCAUUUCAUAUUGUCCCAUCAUAAGCAUUUGAUAAGUAUGACAUGAGUAUCAUAUCUAUUUUCUAAAGAUAAAUAGCAAAAGAUAACAGGUUGAUAAUAAAGUUAAAGUUUGUGAGAGAAUAUAGAUGUACUGAAGAAGUCAUGAAAUUGCCAAGAUCAACGUUAAACUUUGAGAAAGAAAAAAAUCUGCAUUGCAAGAUUUGGAAAUAAGUUUGUAAUGUUGAGCAAAUAAUAACUUGUUAUUUGAGAAAAUAUCUGUUAAAAACAAUAUGAUGGUGGAUUAGAAGGACACUUUCUAACCACCCUGCAGGUCUUUUAGAGCAGUAAAUGAUGCCUUUAACAUCAUUAUUUUGUGUUCUGAUUUUUUCCCUUCAACUUGCGCAUGUUGAAAAAAAACAUGUAACAGUUAAUCCAACAGUAUCGUUUCCCCAUUAUGUCAUAGACAAGCCUUUUCGUCCAUAGGGUUUACAUUUGACUGUGUCUAUCAGUUGUAUUAACUGGAGUAUUUCCUUAUCUGGUGACAGCUAAAUGAUAAGUGUGCAUGUUAACACACUGAAGAAAAGAAAUAAGCCAGUACGUGAUUUUCUCCUUUCUGCCAACAAAGGAAGUGUUUCAUUAAAUGUAUUAACAUACAUGUUCAGCUAUAAAUAUUCUUUCUGUAUUUCAUUAUUUUCUUGUACAAUAUGCUAUGGCACAAAUGUAAUGCUUUUAAUGGCUGUGAGUUCUGAACAUAUUACCAUCCAAAGAGCAGAUUAAAUAUUGAUGUUUUGUUGAUGUGACCAAACAAGAAUGAGUGUUACAGCUCUUCAAAGUACCUUUGAAAAUCAUCAGAUUAACAAUUUAUCAUCAAGUGCAACAAACUUAAUUUGUUUACUGAUUUGGCAGCUCAAUAAGCGUAAGAACUCCGAGUCCUGCGGUUAAAUUGUCACCGGUGCAUCAAUAAAAACGCUGACAUUAUUAAAUUGUUGCUUUAAGUAACCCAUUUUCCAGCUUUCAGCUGAGCAAUACCCAAUGUGUAAGGGGUAAACUUGAGUUUAAUGCCUCAUAGGGAUUUUAUGUUGUCUAAUUAAUUUCACAGUCAAGGCCUGCUCUGAAGAUAAUGUGUUCAUUAACUCUUAAAAUACUUGUUUAAAAAAAAGGGAUGGGCAGAUGAAAAUGCUAUUAAAAUAAAUACGAUUUUAUACUA